Cannabis sativa is the source of this 375-nucleotide messenger RNA. RefSeq lists its product as uncharacterized. The transcript has a single exon. The record is from RefSeq and is a predicted model, not a curated record. The coding region runs from base 1 to 375 and encodes 124 amino acids. Lineage: Eukaryota; Viridiplantae; Streptophyta; Magnoliopsida; Rosales; Cannabaceae.
AUGGAUUUGAAGGCUGCAAGAGAGAAAAGAUUACUGCAAUUGGAUGAAUUGGAGGAGUUUCGGAAUGAGGCUUAUGAGAAUACCAAGAUUUACAAGGAGAGAACUAAAAAGUGGCAUGACCGAAGCUUAGUCAGGAAGGAGUUUCAACCUGGGCAAGAAGUCUUACUUUUCAAUUCAAGGUUGAAAUUGUUUCCUAGUAAGUUAAAGUCAAGGUGGUCGGGGCCAUUUAUAGUGGUCAAAGUGUUUCCUUAUGGAGCUGUGGAACUGAAAGGUGAAAGUCCCGAGACUUUCAAAGUUAAGGGGCAGCGGUUAAAGCUCUACUUGGGAGGUCAAUUUGACCAAGCCAAGUCUGCCAUGAUUCAAGCGCCACUAUGA